This is a messenger RNA of Trichoderma gamsii, 1362 nucleotides long. RefSeq lists its product as hypothetical. NCBI's taxonomy places the organism in Eukaryota, Fungi, Ascomycota, Sordariomycetes, Hypocreales, Hypocreaceae. Gene Ontology annotation, cellular component: membrane. Gene Ontology annotation, biological process: malate transmembrane transport. Gene Ontology annotation, molecular function: malate transmembrane transporter activity. The record is from RefSeq and is a predicted model, not a curated record. Bases 1 to 1362 code for a protein of 453 amino acids. The transcript has a single exon.
AUGGCUCAUAACGCACAGUCCCUGAGAUGGGACAAACUACCUGCUUCAAGCAAAUCCGAAUUUGAGGGACAGGAGCUUUCAGAAUUCUUUGUUCCCGCCAAUGACGAUGACGCUGAGGCUGCAAGGCCUAACACAAGUGCCACCAACCACACACGGGUGCCUUCUGGCGAUGUAACUCGCGUCAACACGCCAACACAUGACAAGCAUCGCACAAUCGUCGAGGAAACCACCGAGAAACCAGCCGUUGAUAUCUACGAUCCGAAUAGACCAAGGCUUUCAAUACGAGAGAGACUACAACACUUUACAUGGGCUUGGUAUACUCUGCCGAUGAGCGCAGGAGGGCUAUCCUUGCUCAUAUUUGCACAGCCGAAUCAAUUCAACGGGUUGAAAACUAUUGGCUUGGUAGUCUAUAUCGUGAACAUCAUCAUAUUUUCGCUCGUUACAAUGACCAUGGCAGCUCGGUUUAUGUUCCACACUGGCGAAAUGGUCCGUUCUCUCACUCACCCACGAGAAGGCUUCUUUUUCCCGACAUUCUUUCUCUCUAUCGCCACCAUUAUCACAAGUACCCAACGAUAUGCCAUACCGGACAACCAUGUUGGGCUGAAGUGGGCUAUACAAGCAGCUUUUUGGAUAUAUGUCGCCUUAACGGCCGUACUUGCUAUUGGCCAAUACAGCUAUGUCUUUGCGGUUCAUAGUCUUAACCUGCAGAGCUUCAUGCCAACUUUAAUUCUGCCAAUCUUCCCCAUCAUGCUCUCCGGGACAAUUGCGUCCGUCAUAGCAUCAACACAGCCUGAAAUCGCCGCUAUGCCAAUUCUCAUCGCCGGGCUAACAUGCCAAGGUCUUGGGAUGUCGGUUGCCAUACUCAUGUAUGCCCACAUGAUUGGACGCUUGAUUCAAUCCGGCCUACCGAAUCGAGAACAUCGCCCUGGUCUGUUCAUGUGCGUUGGUCCCCCAGCGUUCACAGCCUUGGCUUUAAUUGGCAUGGCAAACGGAGUACCAGGCAGCAUCAAGGAGCUAGCUAUCGAGAAAAGCGUCAUCAGAGUCAUCGCGGUCCUAGUGGCCAUUUCUCUCUGGGCCCUCAGCUUUUGGUGGUUCGGCAUCGCUGUCGUUGCUGUUGUUUCAUCGCCACCGAAAUAUUUCCAUCUGGGCUGGUGGUCUAUGGUGUUUCCCAACACAGGCUUCACAUUGGCAACAAUCUCGAUAGGGAAAGAAUUGGCGAGUGGUAGUUUGCAGUGGGUGACUACGGGAAUGAGCAUCUGUAUGGUCCUUAUUUUUGUCUUUGUUUUUGUCAACCUUGUCCGGGCCGUAUGGGUUCAAGACAUUAUGUAUCCAGGAAGAGACGAGAACGUGGAGGACCAUUAG